This is a messenger RNA of Epinephelus moara (kelp grouper), 2423 nucleotides long. Its product is annotated as regulator of G-protein signaling 8. The record is from RefSeq and is a predicted model, not a curated record. The transcript has 6 exons. Bases 470 to 1498 code for a protein of 342 amino acids. NCBI's taxonomy places the organism in Eukaryota, Metazoa, Chordata, Actinopteri, Perciformes, Serranidae.
ACAAGUCGAGGCAGCAGUGAAGGUGUGGCGGCAGCAGAGUCCUGAGGAGGAGGAGGAGGCCCCACGGAGCCACUCGUGUCGCGGGUGGAAACUUUGCUCAGCUUCUCCUGAUGUCAAUCUUCAGUCUGUCAGUCCUCAUCUGACACCGUGUGUGUGUGUGUGUGUGUGUGUGAGGGGGGGGGGGCUCAGAGGUGUGAGUCGGUGCGGCUGGAGGAGCCCUGAACAAGUCUGGAGACAGGAGGAGGAGCAGGUUGGAUUUCCCCGUCUUUGUAAACCUGAACUCGGCGCUGCAAGAUCCGGAACCCUCAGAUCCCUCAGAUCCCUCAGGGCCCUCAGGUCAUGUUUGUGUCGCUCGAGAGAUCUGCAGGAACCCACCGAGCUGUCAUGGAGAGAGUUUGAACCCUGCAGCAGCGGCAGGUUUUCACAGCACUUCCUUUUCCAACCCUACUCCAUCACUCAGACCGCUACCAUGCGCAGAUUCAGCUCUGAGGGAUCCCUCCUGGAUCUCGACUUCCUCCCAUGGAAAAGGGUGGCACUGAACAGCCCACAUUAUGGGAGGAGCCAGGACCCCGGCACCUACACACCUCACUUGACAGACGAUGAGCUGGGUGGGCGCUCACCCGUCCUGACUCCCACUAUCCUGGAGCCGGGAGCGAGUCCCGGCCAGGCGGGGAAGAGGGAGCUGACCAAGGAGCAGAGCAUCAGUGUGGAGAACCUGAGCGAGCUGCAGAAACAGGACAAGAACUACCUGGGAGUGUGUGUGAUCAACGAAGGCUGCAGGGCCUACAGUGACAGCCAGCUGGCCCCGGGCCCCCAGGGCAGCACGGAGAGCAUGGAGAGAGACGAUCUGCCCUCCCCGCCUACUCCCUCCUCCUCCAACCCUUUCUCCUCCAAGUACCAGCACAGACACCACCAUAGAACCAAACUGUCCGCCGCUAAACUGCACCUCAAGAGUCUCUUUGGACAGGUGGGUCAGAGUCCUCAUUCCUCACACUCCAACCUGGCCAACACAGAGCACAAAGAGAGUGUCACAGAGAGGAGGUCUCGCCUGCUCUUCAUGCGUCAGUGGAGUCAGGUGGGCCACGGUAAGAGGAGCAGGAUCAGUCGGGAGGAGCUGGAGAACUGGGCCGAGUCCCUGAACGCUCUGCUGGACAGCCAAACUGGUGUCUCGGUGUUUGGAGCAUUCCUGCGCUCAGAGUUCAGCGAGGAGAAUCUGCAGUUCUAUCUGGCCUGUGAACAGUACAAACAGUCGUCCAACAACUUCAGCCUGCACCGGAGGGCCAAGGACAUCAGCGCCACCUACAUCCAGCCCGGCGCCCCCCGCGAGGUGAACCUGGACAGUAAGACCAGAGACCUGACCAUCCAGCUGCUGCAGGCUCCGUCUCACACCUCGCUGUCCCACGCACAGAAGCGUAUCUACUCUCUGCUGGACACAGACUGUUAUCCUCGCUUCCUGCAGUCCGACGUCUACCUCUCCUUACUCCGAGAGGCCGACUAGGAGCCGCCAUGUUGACGACACACCUGGACUCAGGAGGAGGAACAGCGGCUCAGUGGUUUCCAGAGCUUCCUAAACAUUAACGACAAUAAACUUAAACAUGUCGUCAGAAGACGGAGUGUAGAGAUGAAACUAGGAGCAGAAGCUGAUGCCCGUUGGACACUGUAGAACAUAAUUUAAUAUAUGUUCUCCUCAAGAGAUGUUAAUUUUAAUAUUUCAUGUUUCCCCUGCUGAUAGUCUCUAUGCUAAGCUAAGCUAAGCUAAGCUAACCAGCUAAGCUAACCACGUCCUGACACCUGCUCCUUCACUGAACACACACAUAUUCGAUUGAUAUGAUCCUUUCAUCAAAAAAAAGAAAUUACUAUAAAGUUAAACUGUUCUUUACUUGGCUUCUCGUUGGCUCUGAGAAUGUGGAAAAUCAGACGGGGCAGUUUUGUGUCCCUCCCUCCACAUGACCCGUGCAACUCUGCAGCGCUGGUUGUAAUGAUUAAACAUCCUCCCUGUGAGCGGCGAGCGUCCCCACGGUCCAGUGAACCCGUCUGAGUUUCCUCUGCUGACAGAAAGGAAAAACAAGUUCAGCAAGAAUGAGCUCUUUGCUGCUAAAGGUCAAAGUACGACGUGACUUACUUUUAUAGUAAAGGUGGGAAACCUGAGCAAAUGGACUCGGCAGGUGAAACAACUACGUGGCAACAGGAAGUUGGGAUCAGUCAUCGUCUAAACACACAAAGACAAACUGUGUAUGACACAAUGGCCUCAGAAACACUCCGUAAUCUAAGUAGGUUGUUUUUAAUGAGAAUGUUGAGCAGCGUUUCCUGGACUGUUGAGUCUGAGAGGAUGAGACACCUUCAUCAUGAGGAAGACCACUGUUAAAGAAACGGAGAAGUGAUUGAGAGUUUGGAAGAGAAAGAAAUAAAAUCCUGAUUUUGUA